GGCAGUCUGAGGGAAGAUAAGAUGUGAUGAAUCUGCUGCUGACUCUUGGCAUCAGCUGCCCAUCUUCUCCUCCGCUUCUUAUCUCUCUUCACGCUCGCCUUGAUCUUUCCCUCGUCACAUCCACGCAAUUGGUUAAGGAAGGAGGCGGUGGGUGACCGGUCCCCCCCACUCUCUCUCUCUCCUCACCCCCUCCACCCCGUGACUCGCUCCGUGGCGGAUUGGAUGAGUAUAUAAAACAAAAAAAAAGGCAGCGCUGACCGCAAAGCAGCUCAGACCUCUCCCAACUUUACUCCAGGUGAUUCUCACAUGCGUGUUAUGGAGCGCACUUUCCGGGAGCAGUUCUUCUUUCUGCUGUUGUGUCUGUCUGUCCUCAAGGGAGACUGCAGGUACAUCGAGAGCAACGACAUCGCCAAAGAUGAACUCUACUCGCUUUUAAGCUCGGAUCUGAGGAGAGAAAUGCCCGAGCUGUUGAUGUAUCGCAGACCUUUGCGUUGCCUGGACAUGGUGGCCGUGGAGGGUCAGUUCACCUUCACGGCUGAGACCCCCCAGCUCAGCUGCGCAGCUUUCUUCAUGGCGGAGCCCAACGAGCUGAUCAGUGUGGAGUUUGACAGCGUGGACAUCGACUGCAGCGGAGGAGACUUCAUCACAAUGUUUGACGGCUGGGUGAUGAAGGGCGAGAAGUUCCCCAGCUCCCAGGAUCACCCGCUGCCCCUGUACGAGCGCUACGUGAACUACUGCGACUCGGGAGCCGCGAGGAAAAGCGUGCGCUCCUCCCAGAACGUGGCCAUGGUCUUCUUCCGCGUUCACGGCGCCGGCAGCAGCUUCGCAGUGACGGUCAGGAAGCACGUCAACCCCUUUCCCUGCAAUGUCAUCUCACAGUCACCAGAGGGCAGUUACACAAUGGUGACGCCGCAGCAGCACAGAAACUGCAGCUUCUCCAUCAUUUAUCCAGUGGCAAUCGACAUCUCAGAGUUCAACCUGGCACACCACAGCAACUUCCCUAAGAGAUCCUUAUCUAGUUGUGCAGAGUCCGGGGAUUACGUGCAGCUGCUGGGAGGAAGUGGCAUCGAUACGUCUAAACUGCUUCCCAUCACAGACCUCUGCAUCUCCUUCACUGGACCCACCCACAUGAAGAUCGGCUGCGACAACACGGUGGUGAGGAUGGUGUCCAGCGGGCGGUUUGUCAGCCGCGUGUCUUUCAGCUACAGGCUGCUGGACAGCCAGGAGCUGCAGACGAUCAAACUCAACAACGUGGAAGAUUUCUGUUUCAACAACUGAUCCCAGCAGGGUCACCAUGUGACAACAUGCGUCAUUUGUCUACCAAACAUUUCUAAAGUCACUUCUUUGUUUUGUUUUGUUUUGUUUGUUUUUUUUCUUCACCCAGACUAAAAUCCAAGGAAACUGAAGUAAAAAUGCAAACUAAUAAAUAUCCUAAGGCUACGGCAUUUCCUGGCAUUUUGAAUCCGUCCUCCCGUGCUCUCAUUAAAAUAUUUUUUUUCUUUUCAUGGCUCAUUGUUGUACCAUCUCAGCUGUCGUUUUUAUUUAAUGCUUUGUUUAUGGCGUGUGUUUAUUAUUGACAUGGGAUUAUUAUUAUUAUUUAUUGUUGUGAUAAAGUUCCUUGUGAUUCUUGAAGGUGAGUGGUGCUGAAAUGAGCGUCGUGUCUGUUCUGUUUGUGCGAGCGUGCCGAGUCAAUCCAUGUGAUGCAGAAAGUAAAUAAAAGAAAUGUGAGUAUCUGGUGCCGUUAUGCAGUUAAAUUUGGUAAAAAACAAAAAAAACAAAACACUUUUGUAAUAAAUUUAUACUGCAUGGCAAAGCAAUCAGUGGUGGCUGUCUUAUUUCAGUUGACACGAAAUAUUAUGCUUAGUAAGAACAGCAAUAAAGCGAUCAAAAAUUUGAGUUCAAUUGCAAAAACAAACAGAUUGUUUCCGUAUCAACUUUCGUAAAGGUCAGAAAUAAAUCUGUGCAGCGCAGCAUUCCUUACUAAAUGCUAUUGAACGGAGCUCAAAGGAAACUUUAUGCAAUGCAAGGGCAACAUCAUCAGCAUAACGAGUGACGGAUAGUAACAUAUAGAUAAUUAUUUAUUAAAUCCUCAGAUAUAAUUCAGGCUCACAACUGCUAAAGCGACAUGCCAUAAAAAUGACAACAAAGAUGAUGUAUUUUCUUAAAGUUUUUCAACAGUUUUCUUUUUUUUAAUUUCUACAAAGUUAGCGGUUGUGGAUCAAGGCGUUUUGUUUUACGGCUGUCCUGUCCGGCAGCGUUCCCGACCUGUUCAGUGCCACAUCUUUGGAAUUUCCUAAUUUUUUUCCUGCAAAUUUCGCCUCCACCUUCAACAUGGGACGUCGUUCAGUACUUGAAGGUACGGACCACGGUUCACCUUGACCUCAAUGUCCCGACCUCACGGGGGGUUUUGAGAGCAAAACAUUUCCAAGAUGCUCAAAGAAAAGCGUUCUAAAUUUGGAAAGAGAAAAAGAAAAACAUUCUCUUGGGACGAAUCGACGGCGAGCGGCUUUCAUUGUUCAUAGUCGAAGGUCCUCCUGCCCAGUUGUAUUAUUUUAUGCAUCCCUUGUCUGGAACACCUGGAGGCACUAAACAUCGCAUUUGCUCAAACUGUUUGACAAAAGCACCGAAACGAAUGCAAUUUAAUGAUCACUGACCUCAGAGACAAUGCAAUUCUUAGAAAAAAAUAGUAGGUUGUCGUUUUUUGAUUGUGCAGGAUUUCCAGCAGACGUCUAAUUAUUUACGUCCUUCGACAGGAAAACAUGAACAAUCGAUGAAAAGGACAGACGCGGUUUAAGCAUCAGCCUUUGUGUUGGCGCUAACGUCUUUGUCUCGGGUCUCCAGGGAGCUUCUCCUGCAACGUCUCCUCCUACGACGACGAACAAUGUUGCCGUCGCCGUUGACCGUUUCUGCUAAAUCCUUGCCUCCCGCUGUGACAGCAGGUGAAAGCAGGAGGCGAUCUCCGACCAGAGGAGGCUGACACGGCGCAAGUCCUGCAGGAACAUUAUCUUUGAUAGUCACCUGCAGCCGCGGUUCGGGAUGAACGCCACGAAACAAAUGUCUUUUUGAUGCUGUAAAACUCCCCUUUCCUGGUUUGAGGUUAUAUUGAAUUUAAGCCGUGUAGCAGACUGAAUACGACUGGGAUUAUUCCAUAUUCAACCCCAACCUACCACCUGUUUACCUCUACGGCGUCUCAUAUACAAAACAUAUCCGAUAUUCUUAAAAAUAAAAUAAAGCAAGAUUAAUGUCUCAUUUUAGGCCACCUUGAAAGUGUUAGUUUUAGAUAAAUAAAAAUCAUCAUAAACUGCAAUUUAUACGCAUUAUUUUGGUUUCAGUUUGCAUAUUUUGUUCACAUUUCAGAUUUCGGUAAAGUGCUUUGAAAUGAUGAUGUUUGUCAUAAAUAGGGGCUGUGGAAGUAAAUUGAUUUGAAUUUCAUGAAGAAAUAGAAGUAAAUAAUUUUUUACAAUUUUAAA
Molecule: messenger RNA, 3470 nt
Organism: Gambusia affinis (western mosquitofish)
Lineage: Eukaryota; Metazoa; Chordata; Actinopteri; Cyprinodontiformes; Poeciliidae
Gene: crhbp
Product: corticotropin releasing hormone binding protein
Exons: 7
Coding region: 307-1278 (323 amino acids)
Biological process (GO): negative regulation of corticotropin secretion; hormone-mediated signaling pathway; negative regulation of corticotropin-releasing hormone receptor activity
Molecular function (GO): corticotropin-releasing hormone binding
Source: RefSeq, a predicted model, not a curated record